CCCUGGUAACAAUGGAGAAGGAAAUGGCCGCCUGAACGACGUGCAGGGCAGCGGCCAGCCUCUUCCACUGAGUCUCCCCAACCGGGCUCAGACGAGGGUGGCAGGAGGCGGGAACAGUCGCCGCAGGCCCUGCGGACGAGUCGCGUCCCAUCAGCGACCCCUAAUUUAGAACUUGGAGGAAAGAGAAGCAAAGUGCACAGCGUGUUGUGGCAGCUGAGUGAUGCUUAGGUUACCUUGACUUCUUAUUUUCAAAGUUUUGGCAUGUUUCCUGAGUUUUGGAACUUCGAUCAUAUUGAUAGUACUUUAAGGUUUGCACAGUAAUUUACAAAUUUUACCUCAUUUUACUCCUACAUCAACUCUAGGAGAUAAUUUGCAUUCAUCUGCCACAAUGGAAAGCUCAGAUUCUAACGAUAAAGGAAAUGUUGACCAGUCUGAAACACAACGUAGACGUCAACUGGAUCGAUUGGAUCGGGAAGAAGCAUUCUACCACUUUGUAAAUAAUCUGAGUGAAGAAGAUUAUAGGCUUAUGAGAGAUAACAAUUUACUAGGUACUCCAGGUGAAAUUACUGAAGAAGAAUUACUGAGAAGACUUCAUCAAAUCAAAGAAGGUCCCCCACAACAAAACAAUGAUGAGAAUAGAGAAUCAACAGAUGAUGUCUCUAACAGCGAUUCCAUCAUCGACUGGCUUAAUUCAGUCCGACAGACCGGAAAUACAACAAGAAGUGGACAGAGAGGAAAUCAAUCUUGGAGAGCAGUGAGCAGGACUAAUCCAAAUAGUGGUGAUUUCAGAUUCAGCUUGGAAAUAAACGUGAACCGUAACGGGACCCAGAAUUCAGAGAACGAAAAUGAGCCGUCCGCAGAAUCUUCCAAUAGAGAAGAUAUAGAAAAUAAUAGCCCAAGUGGCAUGGAAAGUUCAACAUCCGAGUCAUCGUUCAUCAGACAGCAUGGAUCUGAGAGGAAUGCCCUUGAAGAAUUAACUGAAGAAGUAACUCUUCCCAGAGGCCAGAGAAGAGCAAGAAGCAGGAGCCCAGAGCAACGGAGGAUCCGCGCGAGGACCGACAGAAGUAGGUCACCUUUGAUUUCAGUAACUGAGCUUCCCCGAAGAGGCCAUCACAACGUCACAUCUCAGACUUUUGACCAUGCUAUGACAAGUGACGCUGAAGGGAGUUCCAGAACCAGGCAGCAUGUGACAUUAAGACAACACAUGAUGGGAGCAGAACUGUCGAAUGAAAAUGCCAUUUCGUUUUCAGCUUCUGAGAUGAGAAACAUCCCUCAGGCAUCAGGUUCUUCAGAAACCAGUGGCAGCAAUGAAUCUCUGGCUCCUGGACAGAGACCGCCAACUAUAGUCCUCGAUCUUCAAGUGAGAAGAGUUCGUCCUGGAGAAUAUAGACAGAGAGAUAGCAUAGCUAGCAGAACUCGCUCGAGAUCUCAGUCAACAAACAACACGGUCACUUACGAAAGUGAACGUGGAGGGUUUAGGCGUACAUUUUCACGGUCAGAGAGAGCUGGAGUAAGAACUUAUGUCAGCACUAUCAGAAUUCCCAUUCGUAGAAUCCUUAACACAGGAUUGAGCGAGACAACUUCAGUUGCAAUUCAGACAAUGUUAAGACAGAUUAUGACUGGUUUUGGUGAAUUAAGCUACUUCAUGUACAGUGAUAGUGAUACAGACCCUAGUGGCCCAUCUUUAAGCCCAAGUCUCGAAGACUCAGAUCUUCAGAAUGCAGGAUUGGGUAGCAGUAGCAGCAGCGGAGGUGGUGUCAGCGCUAGCACUAGUGCCGGCGGAGGUCCCAGUAGCAGCAGCAGCAGCUCCAGCAUUGAAAGUUUAGAAACUAGCUCUGAGUUAUAUGACGGUAGCAACGAAGCAAGCUCAUCAGGCAUUAGACGGGAAGGUAGGAAUAGAGACAGGAAUUCGGUUACAUUUGAAGAAAGCGGUUCUUUACCCUUUCUUAGUCUAGCUCAGUUUUUCCUCUUGAAUGAGGAAGAUGACGACCAACCAAGAGGACUCACCAAAGAACAGAUCGACAACCUGGCAAUGAGAAAUUUUGGUGAGAGCGAUGCAUUCAAAACCUGUAGCGUCUGUAUCACUGAAUACACUGAAGGCAACAAGCUUCGAAAACUGCCUUGCUCUCACGAAUACCACGUUCACUGCAUCGACCGCUGGUUGUCGGAAAAUUCCACCUGUCCCAUUUGUCGGAGAGCGGUCUUAACCUCUGGAAACAGAGAAAGCAUGGUCUAACUGAGAUCUGGACUUUGAGCUAGCUGUUUGGCUGUUUAGAGCAAUGGGCAAAAACCGAACAUAAGAUGUCACUUGUUUUAUGGCCACUUUUUGAGUGGUGUUAAGUGUAAUAUCCUGGAGUGCAUCUUUGCUUCCAAUAAAAUGUUCACCCCUUUUCCCAACUCCUAUUUGAAAUAAAAGCCAGCUACUUUAAACAGCAACAUUUUAGGGCCCGGAAAUCUGACUCUGAAUACCGAUAAGUCUUGAUUUUGUUCAACAUAAUUUUAUCAUAGUUUUGGUUUCUCUUAAUUAUUUUUAACAAGAUGUCUUAGAGAUGGGUCCUCUCAGUUUUCAUUUUAAUCUUGAAAGAUCCAGCCCCAUCCCAUCCAGGAGAGAGCCAUGUGAAAUGGAAGCCCAGGUUGGAAUGAGAUUUCAUGUAAAUUUGUUUUUUUACAUUCAAGCUCUACCAUCUCCAGCCAUUAGUUUAAAUUCACCUAAAUCGAUCGUAUAAUUUGUUAUAAUUACAGAUUAGAUGGGCAUGUCAGUGUAAAUAACACUAAAGGUAGGGUCUUCUAAUUGUAUAGCUGUCUCCUAAGCCAAUCACUGGCACACACUGUAGAGUGAACUAUGAUAGUAUAAUUGGGAUAUUUAUCUUGUGGAAAUAAUAAAAAUGCCUAUGCUUGCUUAAAUAAAAAUCACUGGGGGGGUGGGGUUAAAAAUGUAAGGCUUUUUUUGUAGAGGCUCAAUACUUUUUCCAGUUCAGUGUUGUAUUCAAUGAAAAUUUAAAAAGCACUCUGCUUAGAUGUAAAAACGAUGACAUUUCAAAUGAGGGCCAGUAUCUGUAGAAACACACAAUGAUACAAAGCUGUAUUUGUUACAUAUAUGAUUGUCAAGAACAACUUAUCUAGAAUUACUCUUUAUAUGAACAGCUAUAGUAACUUGAAAUGAGCAGGGCAAAGUUCAGAACUUAGUCCUAUGAUUGUAUUCAAGACCAAUAAAGAGCAUUUUUGCAAUGAUGUUUGAAACUUCAGGAAUGCCAUCAGUAAGGAAGGAAGUGAUGGGUAGCUUUGGGUAGGAGGAAGGUAAGAGGAGAGAAAGCUCUGAAGAGCUUAACUUGCACUUGGUCAGGUGUAGUCAUUCCAAUGUGCCAGUUUUACACGAAGAGGUCAACACAGGCUUGAUGCCAUUUAUGUAGAUGAAGGGGCUGUGUUGAAUUUUCAGCAACUUUGCGUUUUUGGUUUUGUUUUGUGUUGUUUUUUAAACGGACAAACAAACAAACAAAAAACGACCACCAGACACACGGGACAGAACUGAAAUAGUCACUCUUUUCUCAAUGUUACAGGCUAAUCUGCCCCAAAAGUGAUAGUGGCGGUGCAAAACUUUAAAAUCAUUUUAGCAGAAUUCUAGUUGCUACAGAAACGGGCUCUGAGUGGAAGAGCCUUGAGGUUUUAUCACUUCAGAGUUUUGCUAUUUAAAAUUUACAACAUGCUCAGUCUAUCUUAGUUAUUGUCCCAUUAUAUAUACGCCAUCUUAUGUUUCUUCCUUUAAAGUCCAUUUAAAAAGUUAAGCACCGCUCCCCCUCCCCCAGUUUGUUGAAGUGUUAAUAAUAUCGGGCUUUAUUUGAGAUUCAGAACUCAAAUGCGCUGUUCAUUCCUGUAGUUGAAGAUUUCACUACUGAGAUUCCCCUUCCUCCACCCGUUGGUGGUCUAGCACUAGCACACAAGCACACCUGUAGCUUGUUUUCUCGGUAGUGAGGCAGGAUGUGUGAUGUUGCCCAACGACUUGUCUGGUGCCACUCGUGACCAAGAGAUGCGCCCGAGAUCUCUGCCUCGGGGGAGCUCAUAGAACGGGAUUUUUUUGUUUGUUUGUUUGUUUGUUUUUUACAAAGAGCGACUUUAAACAGCUCAAAUUGGGAUCGAGCUUCGAGUCCUUGGCCUAGUACUAACCAUAUGGGCCAAGGGGGCCAGGCACAUUCAAAUGUCCUUCGAAGUAAACAAUCGAGUCUGCUUUGGACAUUAUCUAGGUACCUUAACCAGCAUUAGCCUGGCAGUUUACUAAGAAUUUGUGCUGCUAUUGCAAUGAAGGUCCAAAAGAUCCAAAGUCUCAUUUCAACAAAAAAUGAGCAGAGGUCAUUUUUGUGCUGUAUCCAUGACCAAUCUUGUCCUAUGUUUAAAAGUGAAAUUGGAUGUUGAUGUUCCGGAAUUCCAUGACGUUCCGGAAUUCCAUGACGUUCCGGAAUUCCAUGACGUUCCGGAACACAGCCUUGCUGCCUCUUCUGAGGCUGCGCAAGCCACUCUAAGUCCACAGGACUGAUUUUCUGAUUGGCUAGAAGUGAUCUUCCCUCGGAGCGUUCCAUCGCCCGGGGAAGAAGUGGGACAUGGCCAACCUCAGCCGCCUUUGAACCAAACCAAAUGCAGCACGUUUUAGGCAUAGAAGCAGUUCUCGUUGAGGACAGAGCACCUCUAGCCGUUUAUCUUUACCUUCUGUGAUGUAUUCUUUUAGCAAGUAUUAAAGAAGCGGCUCAUAUAGAAAGUUAACACUAAUGAACGUGGGUGUGGGAGCUGUUCUCCAUAGGCACUGGAAACAGUUUGAAUUUUUAUUUUGCGGUAGAAUGCACAUGACGCUUCUAACAUAGAAGCACCUUUUUUUCAGAAGCACUCAUUACUCUUCUAUUGGAUUGUGAAUGGGGUUUGUGACUUAAUUAUAAAUACUUUAUUUUUUAACUUUACAAAUUUGUAACUUAUGUAUCUUACUGGGAAUAUGGAGAUUGACUUAAGCCCCAAACAUUAGCUGGGGUCAGAUCAGAUGUACAGUGGAGAGCAAAAAUUUAUAUAUAUUUUCCCAAUUUGCCUAUUGUUUUGAAGGGCCUGUUCUCUCUUUUUUUUUCAUUGUACAUCUCUAGUGUUAGUUCAUUGCAUAACAGCUCUCUCUCUCUCUCAAGUCUGUGUGCAAUGUAGCAACAAGAUAGAGGCAGCAUUAUAUAGUGGAUAGAGAGCUGGCUUUGGGGCCAGAAGCCCUGGGUUCUAAUCCUUUUUGACACACAUUGUGACCCUGGGCAGAUUCACUUAACUGAUCUCUCAGUGCUUAAAGCAACUCUCUAUGACUGUUACUGCAGAGGAAGAGGGGGAGUUCCAUGCUGGAAGUUCCCUACACCAGUGGAAUCGGGUCUUGGCUAACCAACGACCACCACAAAACACCCCUAGAAAUAUGAUUUAACUGUUAAGUUGGGGCGGGGGGGUAACUGAAAACCAGAAAGAAUUUUCUGGAGUGUUUUUAUUUUAACUAAUUACAAAUGUUUUGAAGGAUUUUUGUUUGGAGACUUAAGCAGUUGCUAAACUCAACUGAGAUUUGUUAGUGUUAGGUUCUACAAGUGCAAGCUUUCUCAGUAACACUUAAUAUUGAAGCACUUUGAAUAACUGCUCAGAAAAGUACACCUCCCUCACUCUUAAAUGAAGGUUCUGGAAGGUUUGCUUGGGGGGAGGGGUGGGGGGGGGAGAGACAGAUCGUUCCUGUCACACUAGUAACAAGAUAUUUAAGCUUUAGAAUUUCAUUUGACUCAGUAAUCUUUUAAGCUGUUUUCUCAGAUGUUGACCUUUAUCUGAAUCUUUAGAAACUGGUCGGGUAUUGGCCUUAAUUCAAGUAAUUUUUCUUUUAUUGUCCCUUCCUUGCCCCACCUCCCUCCGUCCCCUUCAAAAUAAAUAAAUAAAUAAUCCUUCAGGUGCUUAGUGUCAAGAUUUCUGAAAUUUUAUUUACUGAUUUGAAUUUGAUUUGUCUUUACCAAAUGGGGAUGGCUCGAAGAAGGCUAUCUUUAAGCUUAGUCAUAAUCCAAAUACCUGUCUCAUAGGGAGGGUAAAGAACAUCACAAAGCUGUUCUCUCUAUGGUCAGUAAUUUAUUUGAACUGGCUUAUAGUGACACCUUGUGGCCAAAAUUUUAUCAACAUUUGCGACAAGGGAGGACUUUGAAGUCUCAAAAAUAAGAUAGGUUUUUCUGCCUUAAAAAAACAAAAAAAAACCAAAAGAAAAAAAAAAAAGCUGUUAAAGGUUUUUUUUUUUCCUUAAAUGAUUCCCUGUUAAAAAUGUGCUAAUUUUUCAGUUCAAAAAAGCCAAAAUAUGCCUGGCAUGGACCUAACUGAUGACUAUAUCAUCUCCUUAAACAUACAAGGCACCUAUUUUUAAGGUAUAAUGUAUUUCAGUAUUUUCUUUUGAUAAAUAAUGACAGUGCUGUUAUCUACCCAUCCACGGGGUAGAUGAAACAUAUACUUGUAAUCGGGGUGGGGGAUGACCUUCGGGACGAUAAGGCAGCAAGUCGUGGGCGAUGGCAAAGAUCCGAGUAGCAGAAAGACGUGCGCGACUCUUUUUGACUCUUUGAAUCCUAAACUGAUGGUGAUUUGCUGCCUGCCCUUUCUUUAACUUUCCAGUUUUGAAAUCAAGGGCCUUUGGUUUCACCAAAAUUGCUAAACAAUUAUCCUUAGCGAGUUUGUACCACUUGAUUUCAGUGAGAGCAUCCACCAGUUUCUGGAGUUUGGAGACGGCCAUCUGGUGCGCUCCGCGCCAUCUCAUCAAGGCGACUCAGAAAGCAUUCUGUUCCUUUAACCUUUUUGAUUACGAUCUCUUGUCGUUUCUAUAGGCACCAAAUCAAGUGUCUCGAAUCUGUUCCCGAAUACAGUUGCAGUGAGGAUUUGUUUUUUGUUCUGAAAACAGCUUUCAGAAAGCACACCCGUAGGUUGCAUUAUAGCCACCUGGGUUGAGAGAGAAAUGUGUGUAUGUGACUAUGUAUGUAUGUGUAUAUAUAUAUACAUAUUUCUCUCUAUAUGUAUAUAUUUAUACACACGCACAUCUAUACACAAACACAUGUAUACAUACACGCAUAUAUACCUAUAUAUAUAUAUAAAUAUAUACAUAUAUAUUUGAUUGAGAUGCAGAGGUGGUUAACAAUCCUAUUACGCCACACUGUGCCUUGGUAUUUUCAAGGCUCGUCUACCAGUCCUUGUCUUGUAAACUUACUGCAGUACCUUGCAAGGUUCCCCAGCCUUCAUUCUAAAUAGUUAGCGCUCCUUUACUAAAGAUCCUUAUACUGCUGUGCUUUGGUGUGGGCACCUGCAGAGCCCUGAGACUUUCUCUCCUCUUAGCUCCUGUGUUCUGGUGCUGCUUUAGGGAGUAGGGUCGAGUCAUACUCUCGAGUAUCUAGUCCAGUAGGUGUGCAAUUGGCUUCUGUAUCUGCCUGUUUUAUCUUCUUCGGGGACGUGCUGCUAUGGGUAGAUGUUUACUUGGGUCUAUGUGACAAACCUGGGAACUUUCUGAAGCCCAUGAGAACCUGGGGAGGGGGGGAAACCGGGGAAGAACAACUAACCUGGCUUUGUGUCUCCGUCCACGAAGCCUAGAAAACGUCUGUCGUGUGAAAACUAACCAGUGCUUGUCAUCCCGCGGCUUCCCGACCUGCAGGAGAGGCUCUCCCUUCUUUCAUUCCAGAAACAGAAUGGAGCUCAGAAUGAAUCUAUUUGGCUGCCUUGCUUUCCCUGAUUUCUCGGUUUUUUUCCUUCAGUUUGAUCUGAACUCAAAACUCUCCUCCAGCAGAUCUUUUGGUUGGGAAGUCCUGUGUUUAAAUGAGAUUGUAUUGCAUUUCCUUUUUUUUUUGUACAAUGUUUUAAAUCUGUUAAAAAUGAACUUGUUUAUUUCAAAGCAAAACCCUGAAGGGCCAUAUUAAAACAGUUUAUUCUUGAUAGUUAUCUUUUGGGAGGAGUUUAUUUCCUAUGUAAAUGUCAUACUGCAAAUUUAAAUUAUAGUCUAUCAAUAAAAUGCAUGAAGUGAU
This is a messenger RNA of Antechinus flavipes (yellow-footed antechinus), 8024 nucleotides long. RefSeq names its product ring finger protein, LIM domain interacting (gene RLIM). The record is from RefSeq and is a predicted model, not a curated record. NCBI's taxonomy places the organism in Eukaryota, Metazoa, Chordata, Mammalia, Dasyuromorphia, Dasyuridae. Gene Ontology annotation, cellular component: nucleoplasm; cytoplasm. The coding region runs from base 389 to 2236 and encodes 615 amino acids. Gene Ontology annotation, biological process: ubiquitin-dependent protein catabolic process; protein ubiquitination; random inactivation of X chromosome. Gene Ontology annotation, molecular function: ubiquitin protein ligase activity. The transcript has 6 exons.